Ochotona curzoniae (black-lipped pika) is the source of this 3471-nucleotide messenger RNA. RefSeq names its product major facilitator superfamily domain containing 14B (gene SLC71A2). The record is from RefSeq and is a predicted model, not a curated record. The transcript has 12 exons. Gene Ontology annotation, molecular function: transmembrane transporter activity. Gene Ontology annotation, cellular component: membrane. Gene Ontology annotation, biological process: transmembrane transport. Lineage: Eukaryota; Metazoa; Chordata; Mammalia; Lagomorpha; Ochotonidae. Bases 202 to 1722 code for a protein of 506 amino acids.
UGCUGGCCGCUGGCGGGGAGGUGCCCUCGGUCCCCGCGUCCCUCGGCGCGCUCGGCGUGGCCGCUGGCGCCGCCACCCUGCCCGCAGGCCGCCGGGGGCCGCGGAGCCCAUGAAGCCCAGGGCGCCUCCGCCGCUGCCGCCGCCCCCGCGGCGUGGCCGUCGUCCCGGAGCGUCCCGAGGCGGCUCGGGCAUGGCUGCGGCAUGAGCCCCGGGCCGCCGCCGCGGGAGCCGGAGCGGAAAACGGUGUCCGAAGCGGAGGUGGCAGCGAUGCCCGAGAAGCGCGCGGGAGCGCAGGCCGCGGGCGCAGGCUUGUUACCAGGCGUUGGCCGGCCCAGUGUCUAUCACGCUGCAGUUGUCAUCUUCCUUGAAUUCUUCGCCUGGGGCCUGCUGACAACUCCAAUGUUGACUGUUUUGCAUGAAACAUUUCCUCAGCACACAUUUCUCAUGAAUGGUCUCAUUCAAGGUGUAAAGGGCCUGCUCUCGUUUCUGAGCGCCCCGCUCAUCGGAGCUCUGUCUGACGUGUGGGGGCGGAAGCCCUUCCUCCUGGGCACAGUCUUCUUCACCUGCUUCCCGAUCCCACUGAUGAGGAUCAGCCCAUGGUGGUAUUUUGCAAUGAUUUCUGUGUCUGGCGUCUUCUCAGUCACCUUCUCUGUGAUAUUCGCAUACGUCGCUGACAUUACCCAGGAACACGAGAGAAGCCCUGCUUAUGGUUGGGUCUCAGCCACCUUUGCCGCUAGUCUGGUCAGCAGCCCAGCAAUUGGAGCGUACCUUUCUGCCACCUACGGGGACAGCCUUGUGGUGCUGGUGGCCACAGUAGUGGCCCUCCUGGACAUCUGCUUCAUCCUGGUGGCUGUUCCGGAAUCUCUUCCUGAGAAAAUGCGACCAGUCUCCUGGGGAGCUCAAAUUUCUUGGAAACAAGCAGACCCUUUCGCGUCAUUGAAGAAAGUUGGACAAGAUUCUACUGUCUUACUUAUCUGCAUCACCGUGUUUCUUUCCUACCUUCCUGAGGCUGGACAGUAUUCGAGCUUUUUCCUGUAUCUCAGGCAGGUCAUAGGUUUUGGAUCUGUGAAAAUUGUAGCUUUCAUAGCUAUGGUAGGAAUUCUUUCUAUUGUGGCUCAGACAGUCUUUCUUAGCAUCUUGAUGAGGUCAUUGGGAAACAAGAACACUGUCCUCCUUGGCCUGGGCUUCCAGAUGUUCCAGUUGGCCUGGUACGGGUUUGGAUCUCAGGCCUGGAUGAUGUGGGCGGCAGGCACAGUGGCCGCCAUGUCCAGCAUCACGUUCCCUGCCAUCAGCGCCCUCAUCUCUCGGAACGCAGAGCCCGAUCAACAAGGAGUUGCUCAGGGGAUCAUAACUGGAAUAAGAGGCUUAUGCAAUGGCCUCGGGCCAGCACUUUACGGCUUAAUAUUCUACAUGUUCCAUGUGGAGCUCACCGAUCUGGGCGCGGAAUUGAAUUCCGACAGUACCACCCUGCAGGGCGCUGUCAUCCCAGGCCCACCGUUUUUAUUUGGAGCGUGUAUAGUUCUUACAUCUUUUCUGGUUGCCUUAUUCAUCCCUGAGUACAGCAAAGCUGGUGGAGCUCAGAAGCACAGCAGUGGCAGUGGCAGCCUGGCCAGCUCCCCUGAAAGAGGCACGGGGGAGGACGUUGAGCCACUGUUGCAGGACAGCAGCAUCUGGGAGCUCUCCUCUUCUGAGGAGCCUGGCAGUCAGUGUACCGAAUUGUGACCUCGGCAGGAAGGGGGAUCCUGCUGAGCACGACCCACCUGGGACAGCCCCACCUGGGACAGCGGCGGAGAGAGCUGCGCUUGGAGCCUGCGUGGUGCGGGCGGGGGAGUUGAGCAGCAUCCUUCAGGCCAAAGUCUGAUGAGGGACUCCAUCCUUCAGUUUCCUCCUCCUAUUCCUUUGCUUGGAUUCUCUCUUCUGUUGUGCAUUAUUAGAACAAGGUAAGGUUUGAAAUAAUUGCAAAUGAUGUGCAACCCUCAAGGUUAUCUGGAUUCCAAACUUUGAAGCUCAGAUAAUAAAGGUCAUAACUCUGAUGAAAGGAUAGCUUUUCUUGAGUAACCCUGGAGGUCAGGGCAGACUGCAGGACCGCUGUGGACUGCUGCCUCUGGCAAGAUUUCAGGUGAAGAUCUUUAUUUUCCCUCCUGCUUUGAGCUGUUUUCACAUGCCCAGAGGCGUGGUGAGUGGCCACUGCAGAGUCACUCCAUAUCAGGGACCCGCUGCCUUUUUCCAAAGGUCAGACAAAAACUUAGCUUUUGUUCUUGUAUUUCCUCUACUUUCUAUGCUUGGCUGAAAUGAAGAUUGGCAAUGUUGAUUAAUGAUUAUCUUUUCUAGUUGGAGGCAUUUUUCUCCUACAUUUGAAUCAGGUAGAACUCCGAUUUCUGGGUGCAGUGUCCUGGUCAGAUGUGAAGUGUUAUUAGAGAAGACACAGGCAUCACGUGUCCUAGCGGCGACAGAGACAUUGUGGCGGGCGCUUGGAAGAACCGCUUUGAGCAAUGGGAACCUUCCUAAGAGUAGAUGAGUUAGUGGCGGGACACCAGUGGAGUUUACAUCCCAGCUCAGACUCCUAAUCGUUUCUCACCAUCCUCCCACGGCCUGCUUUCCCAGCGGUUUUCUCACGCUUCACACUCCUGCCUUAACUGCUCGGCAGUGUGCGUUUCUUCCCAGUUAAUCUUUUCUCUCAGUCUGUUUCCUGAGUUUUGAAUCUCAUAGGAAUCUGCACAUCGAAUUCCUUUCUGCAGUGUGAGGGUUGGGUGAAGCUCAGUUUCACAACAAGUGUCUUGCUAACUUUUCAAGGUGUUUUAUGGAUAAAGAACACUUUACAGAUUUAUAUGUAUUUUGCUGCAAAAGUAAAUGGACCAUAAACUAGGGCGUACCAUUAACAGCACUCCUCUGGAAGUUUUAUAGUAUGAGAUAUAUGUAGAUAUUUGUAAGGGAUUUUAAUUUUUUUGAUGGGGUGCUAUGUUUAUCUUGUAUUUAUAAAUGUAAUGAAGGUAUUGACAAAAAUAUAUACAACUUUUAUAAGAUUGUUUACUGACUGAAUACAUUUAAAAUAUAUAUAUUUUGAAGUUCUGUUCUACCAUGGACAGAGAUAACAUAUCUUUUUACUGUUGGGUUUUUAGGUUAUGCUUCCUAAUGCAUAAUAAAUUUGCCAUGGAUACUUUUAUGUCUUCGUGGGAUUUUUUAAAACCAGUAUUUUUCAGACACACAAUAUCUUUUGGUUUCUCUUGCUUUAUACAGAUGCACACAAACCAGCAAGGAGAGAACUUUGCAUAGCUGCCGUUCUCUUCCCUGCAGCUUGAUUGAUUAUGUGGCCACUGAGCUGUUUUUUAACUCGUAUGUCUACCUGUGAUACAUAUCCUUGGGCCAGAAUCUGAACAUGGAUUCUCUGUCGUGUGACUCAAGUAGCCCUUCCUGCAGGGCCUCCGUCUGUAGCAGCCCUGCCCUCGGCUGUGGAAUGAUCGCAGAGGAGCA